Molecule: messenger RNA, 561 nt
Organism: Adineta steineri
Lineage: Eukaryota; Metazoa; Rotifera; Eurotatoria; Adinetida; Adinetidae
Source: the annotation of a GenBank genome assembly
AUGACAUUUCAUAUAGUUCAAGUUGAUAGUUCACGUUUAUCUGAAUUUAGUAAUACACCCAUAUCAUUUGAAGUUCAUUCAAUCUACGAUGUUAUCGAUGAUAAUAAUGAACAAAUUAAACUUAUUGAACGACCACUACUUACAUCAUACAUAAAAGAUUACGAUCAAUUACUUAAUUCCGAUUCAUCUCAUUUAUGGUCUAAUAUGGAUACAACUAAUUGGGGAAUUUUUCUUGCAUUCGAUGCAACUCAAAAUGAUAAAGUUAUAGGUGGUGCUAUUGUAGAAAUGCCUGAAUGUGCACUAUGUGAUUUUCGUGUUGAUCCUUCCUAUCGACGUUUAGGAGUGGGAAAAGCAUUAUUUGAAUAUGCUGUUCAAUGGGCUAAACAACAAGGUAAAACCAAACAUAUGAGUAUUGAAACACAAAAUACAAACGUAUCGGCUUGCCGAUUUUAUGCUGCCAUGGGAGCAAAAUUAGGUGAUAUCGAUAGAAAUGCUUAUAUAAAUGAUGAACAAGUUAAACAUGAAAUUCGCCUUAAUUACUACAUUGAUUUAGAAAAAUAA